UUUAACUCUAAAAGUCUAUUUUAUCAUAUAAUUAAUUUUGAAAGUAUGGAGAAAUUUGAAAAGCCACAGAUAAUUUGUCAUAUUGAAAAAUCUGUAAAUUAUUCAUUAUUUGAUGCAAAAUGGAUUCCGUGUAGUACGAAGUUUGUAGUUAUGGGCUCGCGUCCUCGUGGUAGUGGUAUUAUACAAAUUUAUGAAGUUUCUAGUGGUGAAUUGAAUCUUAUUAAAGAUAUUGAAAGAUCACAACCAAUAAAAUGUGGAACUUUUAAAGCAUCUAGUUUAAGAGACAGAUAUUUAGCAACUGGUGAUUUCCAGGGUAAAUUGAAUAUCUACAAUCUAGAAGAUCCCUCAAUACCAAUUUAUACUGUCUGUGCUCACAAAGAAAUUAUAAACAGUAUUGAUGGUGUAGCUGGACAGAGUAUUGGAUGUGGUGCACCAGAAAUAGUAACUGGUUCCAGAGAUGGAGGAGUUAAAGUCUGGGAUCCUAGAUUGAAAGGUCGGCCAGUUGCUGUAAUGGAACCUAAAGAAGGUGAAACUCGUAGAGAUUGCUGGGCAGUUACAUUCGGAAAUUCAUAUAAUUCUGAAGAAAGAAUAGUAGCUGCAGGAUAUGAUAAUGGAGAUAUAAAAAUGUUUGAUUUAAAAGCAAUGGCACUUUUAUGGGAAAGUAAUCUCAAAAAUGGAGUUUGCAGUAUUGAAUUUGAUAGAAAAGAUAUUCCAAUGAAUAAGUUAGUAGCUACUACAUUAGAAUCAAAGUUUUACUUAUUUGAUUUAAAGACUCAACAUCCUAAAAAAGGAUUUUCUUAUCUAACUGAAAAGGCUCAUAAUUCAACAGUAUGGUUGGUCAGACAUUUACCACAAAAUCGUGAAAUAUUUGUAACUUGUGGUGGAGGAGGAAAUCUUUGCCUAUGGAAAUAUAACUAUCCGGAAAAACGAAAAAUAGUAGAUAAAGAUGGUAUAAAUCAAGGAGUUGUUGGCAAUUUGACACUUUUACAAAAUAUUACAGUUUCAUCACAACCUGUUAGUUCUUUAGAUUGGAGUCCAGACAAACAAGGAUUAGCUGUUUGUACUGCAUUUGAUCAGUGUUUAAGGGUGAUUAUCACUACGAAACUUAAUACUUUUUAAGAAGAUAAAUAGAAUAAGUUCAUUUUAAAAUUUAAUAAAAAAAAGAUAUUAUUUAUUUAUUUUCAUUAUAUACAUUUAUAUUAUUACAUGCUAUUUAUAUUAUUGAAUGUAAAUCUUUCAUAUUAUGUUGAAACAAAAAUUCCAUUGUAAAUAAAUAUUAAUUUAAUUUAAUUUAAAAUGAAUUGUUUGCUGACUAAAUUAUCGACUGUUUGAAAUAUAUUACAAACUUUUAUCACGAUGGCGACACUUGUUUGCACCUAUUGAUUUUAUCGCAGUCGGCUUAGUAUAUGUAUAUUGCGCAAUUUUACAAUUCGAACGGUCAGAUAAAAGCGCAUUAUAUGUUAUUGGGCCAAUCUAUUUAGGAUCAAACCCUUAUUAAAUGGUAGCCAUCUUGUAAUACAAUGUGUUAUGCAACAUCAAACCGCCAUAUUGAAGAUUGAGACCCACGCCAAAUGCACUUAUGCCACAUUGUUUGAACCAGCCUCUGCCAGUUCGCAUUCAGCCGUACAAGGUCAGGAAUCCCGCGAGUUUAAUUACAUAAAUUAGCUCUUGGCUGUUCCCCCUUUUGCGACGACGUGUCACCAUUAUACAUUUUUUUUGUCUCUCCCUCUUAUAUUCACUGAAGCUGCACGCGUUCUAAUUGGAUCACAUAUUUAGUCUUGGCUCUGUGUUCUCCAAAAUGGCGUCUUUUUAUACGAACAGCAAUAAAACGAAAUUAAAUGAAUUUUUCUUCAUUA
Apis laboriosa (Himalayan honeybee) is the source of this 1856-nucleotide messenger RNA. RefSeq names its product dynein axonemal assembly factor 10 (gene Wdr92). Lineage: Eukaryota; Metazoa; Arthropoda; Insecta; Hymenoptera; Apidae. Gene Ontology annotation, molecular function: ubiquitin binding. The record is from RefSeq and is a predicted model, not a curated record. The coding region runs from base 46 to 1119 and encodes 357 amino acids. The transcript is spliced from 4 exons.